CAGUUUAACACGAAGUCAAAUCAGUACAAACAUACGGACACAUAUUAGCGUCUCUCUUCUUCAAACGGAGAGAGAGAGAGAGACCCCAAAUACACAAACCAGCGUCAGCAAGAAGAAGAAGAAGAAGAAGAAGAAGAACAGAAAAGGAUAUGAAGCUAUGAACUUUAAUUCUUGUGGUGGCUUCUGUAGUGAACCUGCAGAAUAGUUAAACAUGAUCAGAUGCUUCUAGUUCAACAAUGAAGCGUUACGUUUACAUCAAUGACGAUGAAUCAGAACGUGAUCUUUACUGUGACAACCGCAUAUCAAACAGAAAAUAUACUUUAUUGAACUUUAUCCCAAAAAACUUAUGGGAACAGUUCAGCCGGUUCAUGAACCAAUACUUUUUACUGAUUGCUUGCCUUCAGCUAUGGCCGCUUAUUACUCCAGUGAAUCCUGCCAGUACAUGGGGUCCCCUUAUUUUUAUUUUUGCAGUCUCUGCAACAAAAGAGGCGUGGGAUGAUUAUAAUAGAUAUCUAUCAGACAAGAAGGCAAAUGAGAAGGAAGUCUGGGUUGUUAUGCAUGGCAUAAGAAAACUUGUCCAAGCGCAGGAUAUUCAUGUAGGUAACAUUAUAUGGCUCCGGGAGAAUGAUGAAGUGCCAUGUGAUCUUGCUUUGAUUGGUACCUCAGAUCCACAGGGUGUUUGCUAUAUAGAGACUGCUGCCUUAGAUGGUGAAACUGAUUUGAAGACAAGGGUUAUACCCUCUGCUUGCAUGGGAAUAGAUUCUGAACUAUUGCAUAAGAUCAAGGGUGUUAUCGAGUGUCCUAGUCCAGAUAAGGACAUUAGGAGAUUUGAUGCAAAUCUGCGGUUGUUCCCCCCAUUUCUUGAUAAUGAUGUGUGCCCUUUAACAAUAAAAAACACAAUUCUCCAGUCAUGUUACUUGCGGAAUACAGAGUGGGCUUGUGGAGUAGCUGUCUACACUGGCAAUGAAACCAAGCUGGGCAUGUGUAGGGGGAUACCUGAACCAAAGCUUACGGCUAUAGAUGCCAUGAUUGACAAGUUGACUGGAGCUAUAUUUGUUUUUCAAAUAGUGGUUGUUAUUGUUCUUGGCAUAGCUGGUAACGUCUGGAAGGACACAGAAGCAAGGAAGCAAUGGUAUGUUAAAUAUCCAGAGGAAGGUCCAUGGUUUGAACUAUUGAUUAUCCCUCUUCGCUUUGAGCUUCUUUGUUCCAUCAUGAUUCCCAUAUCAAUUAAGGUAUCCCUGGAUCUUGUGAAGAGCUUAUACGCAAAAUUUAUUGAUUGGGACAACGAGAUGAUUGACCAAGAAACUGGUACUCCAUCCCAUGCAACAAAUACAGCAAUAAGUGAGGACCUGGGACAAGUUGAGUACAUUUUAACUGACAAAACUGGUACCUUAACUGAAAACAAAAUGAUCUUUAGAAGAUGUUGUAUCAAUGGCGUUUUCUAUGGAAAUGAUAGUGGAGAUGCUUUAAAAGAUGUGGAGCUUCACAAUGCAGUUUCCAGUGGUUCUCCUGAUGUUAUACAUUUUCUUACAGUUAUGGCAAUAUGUAAUACAGUUAUACCAAUUAAGACCAAAACUGGAGAUAUCUUUUACAAGGCACAGUCUCAGGAUGAAGAUGCUCUUGUUCGUGCUGCUGCUCGGCUGCAUAUGGUUUUUGUCAAUAAGAAUGCAAAUAUUCUUGAGAUCAAGUUCAAUGCUUCAACAAUUCAAUAUGAAGUCUUGGAAACUCUUGAGUUCACUUCUGAUAGGAAAAGAAUGUCAGUAGUUGUAAAAGAUUGCCAGAAUGAAGAGAUCCUCCUUUUGACAAAGGGAGCAGAUGAAGCUAUUCUGCCUUUUGCAUGUCCUGGACAGCAAACAAGGGCUUAUUUUGAAGCUGUGGAACAGUAUUCUCAAUUGGGGCUGCGUACACUAUGUUUAGCUUGGCGCCAAUUAAAGGGAGAUGAAUACAAAGAAUGGUCUUUGUUGUUUAAAGAGGCUAACAGCACCUUAGUUGAUAGGGAGUGGAGAAUUGCUGAAGUCUGCCAAAGGUUGGAACAUGAUUUGGAAAUUCUUGGAGUUACUGCAAUAGAAGACCGUCUACAGGAUGGUGUACCAGAAACAAUAGAAACACUAAGAAAAGCGGGGAUAAACUUUUGGAUGCUGACUGGAGACAAGCAGAACACUGCCAUACAGAUUGCUCUCUCAUGCAAUUUUAUUUCCCCUGGUAAGCCAAAAGGGCAGCUUCUAUUAAUUGAUGGCAAAACUGAAGAUGAAGUUCGUCAAAGUUUAGAGAGAGUUUUACUCACAAUGAGGAUAACAACGUCAGAACCUAAGGAUGUGGCAUUUGCUGUUGAUGGUUGGGCUCUUGAAAUUGCACUUAAGUAUUAUCGGAAAGCCUUUACUGAAUUAGCAAUAUUGUCAAGGACUGCUAUAUGUUGUCGUGUGACACCAUCACAAAAGGCGCAGCUUGUAGAGCUCUUAAAAUCAUGCGACUAUAGGACAUUAGCUAUUGGGGAUGGUGGGAAUGACGUGAGGAUGAUACAACAAGCUGAUAUUGGUGUUGGCAUCAGUGGGAGAGAAGGACUGCAGGCAGCGAGGGCAGCUGAUUAUAGUAUUGGGAAGUUCAGGUUUUUGAAGCGGUUGAUACUAGUCCAUGGGCGGUACUCAUACAACCGUACUGCGUUUCUGUCCCAGUAUUCCUUUUAUAAAUCCCUUCUGAUUUGUUUCAUCCAAAUCUUUUUCUCUUUUAUUUCAGGUGUCUCUGGAACUAGUCUUUUCAAUUCUCUCAGCUUGAUGGCUUACAAUGUUUUCUACACUAGUAUUCCUGUUCUAGUCAGUGCCCUUGACAAAGAUCUUAGUGAAGAAACAGUUAUGCAGCAUCCACAAAUUUUAUUUUACUGCCAAGCGGGGAGGCUUCUAAAUCCUAGCACAUUUGCUGGAUGGUUUGGGCGAUCUCUCUUCCAUGCAAUUGUUGUGUUUGUAAUCAGCAUACAUGCGUAUGCCUAUGAAAAAAGUGAAAUGGAGGAGGUUUCAAUGGUGGCACUCUCUGGAUGUAUUUGGUUGCAGGCUUUUGUUGUGACACUGGAAACCAACUCCUUAACAAUACUGCAAUGUAUUGCUAUAUGGGGGAAUUUGGCUUCCUUCUAUUUCAUCAAUUGGAUCUUCAGUGCCCUUCCAUCAUCAGGGAUGUAUACAAUUAUGUUUCGGUUGUGUAGACAACCAUCUUAUUGGACAACUGUGUUCCUCAUAGUUGCUGCUGGGAUGGGUCCAAUUCUAGCUCUCAAGUACUUCCGAUAUACGUACAGACCAAGUAAAAUCAAUAUACUUCAGCAGGCUGAACGAUUGGGUGGACCUAUUUUGUCUCUCGGGAGCAUUGAACCACAGCCAAGACCCAUCUUAGAGAAAGAGGUUUCCCCUUUGUCUAUAACUCAGCCCAAGAACAGGAAUCCAGUUUAUGAACCUUUACUAUCAGAUUCACCAAAUACUCGAAGGUCUUUUGGAUCGGGAGCCCCAUUUGAUUUCUUUCAGACACAGUCCAGAUUGUCUUCAAGCUACUCCAGAAAUAAAGACAACUAAAUUACACAAUUAAUCCAGCAGAUUGAAUUUAACAUUUUCUAGUUGCCACAGUUGUAGCAUCUUCCUAUUUUUUUGGUUAUAAGCCAACAAUGUAUGCAGCACAUAUAGGUUGCUAGAUAUCGGAUUGGUAUAACUAACAACAAUGAAUGGUAUAUAUAAUAUUUAUUUUUGGUCUGGUAAGAAUGAAUAAUUCAAAUCACAGCAUUUUUUUUAGAAUCUAA
Messenger RNA from Quercus lobata, 3775 nucleotides. RefSeq names its product aminophospholipid ATPase 2 (gene ALA2). The coding region runs from base 237 to 3554 and encodes 1105 amino acids. Gene Ontology annotation, molecular function: ATP binding; ATPase-coupled intramembrane lipid carrier activity; magnesium ion binding. Gene Ontology annotation, cellular component: plasma membrane. The transcript has 25 exons. NCBI's taxonomy places the organism in Eukaryota, Viridiplantae, Streptophyta, Magnoliopsida, Fagales, Fagaceae. Gene Ontology annotation, biological process: phospholipid translocation. The record is from RefSeq and is a predicted model, not a curated record.